AUGAGAAAGGUGACUGACCAGAGUGGUUCCUACAGGCCUGUAAACAUCCAGGGAAGUAAGAUCAGUUACCAAAGCACUUGUCAAGGAAGCCCUGAAAUGGGGAUGAAAAGAUUACAGAAGCGAUUUCUCCACAAGGAUGGCAGCUGCAAUGUGUACUUCAAACACAUCUUUGGGGAAUGGGAGAGCUACGUAGUGGACAUAUUUACCACACUGGUGGACAUCAAGUGGCGCCACAUGUUUGUGAUAUUCUCAUUGUCAUACGUACUUUCGUGGUUGUUCUUUGGACUAGUCUUCUGGCUGAUUGCAGUCCAACAUGGGGAUUUAUUCAAUGAUGAAGAAAUAACCCCCUGUGUUGCAAAUGUCCAUAGCUUCACAGGAGCAUUCCUAUUCUCCCUUGAAACCCAAACGACCAUCGGUUACGGUUACCGCUGUGUAACAGAAGAGUGCUCUGUUGCGAUCCUCAUGGUCAUCCUACAGUCAGUAUUAAGCUGCAUUAUUGACACCUUCAUAAUCGGAGCAGCUUUGGCUAAAAUGGCCACAGCUCGAAAAAGGGCUCAAACGAUUCGUUUCAGUUACUAUGCUGUAGUCGGCUUAAGGGACGAUAAAUUUUGCCUCAUGUGGCGCAUUGGUGAUUUCCGGCCAAACCACAUGGUUGAGGGCUCGGUACGAGCUCAGCUCCUGCGCUACAAGGAAGACAAGGAGGGGAGAAUGACGAUGGAAUACAAAGACUUGAAGUUGCUAAAUGACCAGAUCAUACUUGUUACACCAGUGACAGUCGUACAUGAAAUCGAUAGUGAGAGCCCCUUGUAUGGACUGGACCGGAAAGCUCUGGCCAAGGACAACUUUGAAAUCCUGGUCACAUUUGUCUACACAGGUGAUUCAACAGGAACUUCACAUCAGUCAAGAAGCUCCUAUGUCCCCAGAGAGAUUCUUUGGGGCCAUAGGUUUAACGAUGUCUUACAUGUAAAGAAAAAAUACUAUAAGGUGGAUUGCUUACAGUUUGAAGAAACCACAGAAGUUUAUGCUCCUCACUGCAGUGCCAUGCAACUGGAUCGGAAGGAGCAGGUGCCACAGGAAAAAGCAGCAGAGACAUCAGCACUGGAGAUCAAGUCAUUCAGUACUAACCAAAAGUCUUUCAGUGCAGUUGCCCUCAUCACCAGUUGUGAAGAUCCAGAAGACCCAGUGACAACCGUCAAUCAGCCUUCAGGAGAGAUUUCUUACCGGAAAGCAGCUGUGACCUUCAGCACGCUAUCAAUAGAGUCCCAGAUCUAG
This is a messenger RNA of Pterocles gutturalis (yellow-throated sandgrouse), 1272 nucleotides long. RefSeq names its product potassium inwardly-rectifying channel, subfamily J, member 16 (gene KCNJ16). Gene Ontology annotation, molecular function: inward rectifier potassium channel activity. Gene Ontology annotation, cellular component: plasma membrane. Gene Ontology annotation, biological process: regulation of monoatomic ion transmembrane transport; potassium ion import across plasma membrane. The record is from RefSeq and is a predicted model, not a curated record. Lineage: Eukaryota; Metazoa; Chordata; Aves; Pterocliformes; Pteroclidae.